CAUGCCUGAGCCUGUCCACGCCUACUCCUGCCCACUCUUCUGGACAGAGUACGAAGGCCACUGCUACCGCUACUUCCCCAUCAACAAAACCUGGGCUGAAGCUGAUCUCUACUGUGCCGAGUUCUCCAUUGGCAUCAGAUCAGCCAAGCUGGCCUCCAUCCACAGCUGGGAAGAAAAUGUCUUUGUGUAUGACCUGGUGAACAGCCGCGUGCCAGGAAUCCCCACCGACAUCUGGACAGGACUCAACGACCUGCGGCAGGAGGGUCACUUCGAGUGGACAGAUGGCUCCUCCUACGACUACCACUACUGGGACGGCAGCCAGCCUGACGAUGGGAUCCACUCCAUCCCCGAGGAGGAGGACUGUGUGCAGAUCUGGUACAGACACAGCAGUGCACUUCGAUCCUGGAAUGACAACGCCUGUGGCAGAGCCUUCCCCUUCGUCUGCAAGAUCCCCUCGCUGGCCCUGGACUGAAGCUGC
Acanthisitta chloris (rifleman) is the source of this 478-nucleotide messenger RNA. It is a transcript of the gene CLEC19A, whose product is annotated as C-type lectin domain family 19, member A. Gene Ontology annotation, molecular function: signaling receptor activity. The transcript has 4 exons. NCBI's taxonomy places the organism in Eukaryota, Metazoa, Chordata, Aves, Passeriformes, Acanthisittidae. The record is from RefSeq and is a predicted model, not a curated record. Bases 2 to 472 code for a protein of 156 amino acids.